Messenger RNA from Callithrix jacchus (white-tufted-ear marmoset), 1271 nucleotides. It is a transcript of the gene GFER, whose product is annotated as growth factor, augmenter of liver regeneration. The record is from RefSeq and is a predicted model, not a curated record. NCBI's taxonomy places the organism in Eukaryota, Metazoa, Chordata, Mammalia, Primates, Cebidae. Gene Ontology annotation, cellular component: mitochondrion. Gene Ontology annotation, molecular function: flavin-dependent sulfhydryl oxidase activity; flavin adenine dinucleotide binding. Gene Ontology annotation, biological process: liver development.
AUGGCGGCGCCCGGCGAGCGGGGCCGCUUCUAUAGCGGGAACUACUUCUUCUUGCCCGGUGGCGCGCGCUCCGAAGUGAUAGACGACCUGGCUACCGACGCACGGGGCCGGGGAGCGGGGCGGAGAGACGCGGCUGAGAGGUCAGCCCCGACGCCAGCCCAGGCGCCGACCUCCGAGUCUCAGGUCACCGAGGACGUGUCCCGGAGGCGGCCUUGCCGGGCCUGCGUGGACUUCAAGACGUGGAUGCGGACGCAGCAGAAGCAGGACAGCAAAUUUAGGGAGGACUGCCCGCCGGAUCGCGAGGAACUGGGCCGCCACAGCUGGGCUGUCCUCCACACCCUGGCCGCCUACUACCCCGACCUGCCCACCCCAGAACAGCAGCAAGACAUGGCCCAGUUCAUACAUUUAUUUUCCAAGUUUUAUCCCUGUGAGGAGUGUGCUGAAGACCUAAGGAAAAGGCUGUGCAGGAACCAGCCAGACACCCGCACCCGGGCAUGCUUCACGCAGUGGCUGUGCCACCUGCACAAUGAGGUGAACCGCAAGCUGGGCAAGCCUGACUUUGACUGCUCAAAAGUGGAUGAGCGCUGGCGUGACGGCUGGAAGGAUGGCUCCUGUGACUAGAGGCUGGUCAGCCAGAGCCCAUGGGACAGCCAGCCAGUGCCCUUGCAGUAGCCUGGCUGCAUAGGGGCAGGGCACUCAUUAAAGUGCAUCAGGCUCAGAGCCUGUUAUGUCUCAGUUGAGUGGUCCCAGGACACUGCCCGGGGGGCCCUGCCCCUCUCAGGUUUGGAACAGAGAGGCACCCACAGCAGGCACCUGCUGGCCGCCUCUUCAGUAGAGCCCCCAAGGAGCAGCAGCUGAACUGCAGGUGAGCGAGGCCGGAGGAGCCUGGGCUGCUCCUUGCCAUUCAGGAUGUGGCUUCCUGCUCUCCUCAUGCCCUGGUGCCUCACUUCUCACACAGGAAGACUGGGCCUGGCUGGGCGACCCCAUGCCUGUCCCUGGAGCCCAGGCCAUUGCCUACCCACUGUGCAGCCAGGGAUGCCCGCAGGCCCCUGCCCCCCAUGGCUCUGUGCUGCUCACUUCAUGGGCUGAACUCUCCACUGUGCUCAGUCCCUACAGGAAAGCUCGGGUGGGGUUUGUCUGAGGGUCCACCAUCCUGCCCACUCCCUGCCUGGCUCAUGCCUGCCAGCGUUGUGCCAUGCCUGUCCACAGGGGAUUUGUGCUGUCCCCUUCUUCAAAGUUUGAGGUCCAAAUAAAACAUUGAAGUGACUGAG